GCUAAAAUCUGUCAAAACUGAUCCAAGCAUCAUCGUUGUUGAGACGAAAACACACACCUCUCUAACCCUAAUUAAAAAUUACGACUUGUUCGUUCCGAGUUGAGGGUUUGCGAUGAGACCUGCCUUGUGAAAACAUAUGUAUGGGCGGUGGUGCUUGCUGCUUCUUCUAUUCUCUCUCACACACUAGUCAAAAUCUUGAGCUUUUGGGCUCUUUUUGGUUUCAGAGAUUCCAAUUAGGGUUCUACGAAUUGCAGUUUGAUCAAUUCUAAAGAUAUGGAGUCAGAGAGCAAUAAGUUUGGAGGUCCGAGAGAAUUGGGUGGUGCUUUAGAUCUUAUAACACAAUACAAGUUGUUGCCACACCUUGAAUUCUUUUGCAAGAGGUCACUCCCUGAGUCACUUUCAGAUGCUCAUUACCUUCACAGUCUGGUUGGAGACUCAGAGAUUAGAAAAGGAGAAGGGAUGCAAUUGGAUCAGCUUAUUCCUAAUGCUUCACUUGGCCGAGAUACUAGUAAUAAUGCUCGCAUCCAACCUUUUGUUCUUGAUGAACUUAAGGAGGCUUUUGAGCUUAAUGAUACUGCCCCCGUUGAAUUGCCUCCAGCAGAGAAGGGAGCUCCUACCAUUGCGUCUAAAUCAAAAAGCGAGUCCAAAGAUAAGGACAGGAAGCAUAAGAAACAUAGAGACAAGAACAAGGAGAAAGAUAGGGAACAUAAGAAGCACAAGCACAAGCAUAAAGUUAGGAGCAAAGAUAAGGAUAAAGACAAGGAUCGAGAACGAAAGAAGGAAAAAAGUGGACACCAUGAUAAGAAAAGGAAAAGCAAUGGGGAUGCAGAUCUUGAUGACGUUCAGAGGCACAAAAAGAGUAAGGUGAUGUAUUAAUUGCUAUCAUAAGAGCUCAAAGCCUGAUGAGAUGGGAGCGAUGAAGCUUACUACUGGCUGAAGCGUUGGACACUCCCAUUUUUGUAUUGCACACCCAAGGACGUGUUAUGGAGAGGUUUAAAAGCAGCUACUUAACUCACUGUUGACUAAUUUGUUAGGUAUAAUCUCUAAAUAAAUAAAUAAAAUACACUGUGGGGAAAUUUCGGAGGGACGAAGCAACUAAAGUUUGCGGGGAAGAAUCACAACUUGUAUUAUAAUUUGAUUUGGUGGCAGCUUUGUACAUUUUGUUACAAACAAGUUUAUCCAUUCUA
Messenger RNA from Camelina sativa (false flax), 1187 nucleotides. RefSeq names its product putative mediator of RNA polymerase II transcription subunit 19b. Gene Ontology annotation, molecular function: transcription coregulator activity; transcription factor binding. Gene Ontology annotation, biological process: positive regulation of transcription by RNA polymerase II. NCBI's taxonomy places the organism in Eukaryota, Viridiplantae, Streptophyta, Magnoliopsida, Brassicales, Brassicaceae. Gene Ontology annotation, cellular component: mediator complex. The record is from RefSeq and is a predicted model, not a curated record.